AUGGCUGUGGCGGCGCGAUGCUGUUACAGCAUAACGCAGAAUGUGCCUUUUACUUUUUAUUUGGUAAUUUUUCUACUCAGUGGCCUUACAAAUGCACAAAUACGAUACACCAUUCCGGAGGAGCUGGAGAACGGGGCUGUGGUCGGCGACAUUGUUCGAGAUUUGGGGCUGGACCUGCGAAAACUCUCCUCCCGACGCAUCCGAAUCACCUCGGACAGCGCAAGGAGAUAUUUCAACAUAAAUCAUAAAAACGGCAAGCUGUCGGUGAGUGACCGCAUCGACCGGGAGACGCUGUGUGAAUUCAGCGGCACCUGUUUCCUCAACCUAGAGGUGGUGGUUGAGAACCCGCUCGAGGUGCACAACGUGGAGGUGGAGAUUCUGGAUGCGAAUGACAACUCGCCACAGUUCCCCCGGGACGAGUACCAGUUGGAGAUCUCGGAGUCCGCUGUAACGGGGUCCCGGUUCCCCAUCGAAGGCGCGCAGGAUCCAGAUGACGGCUCAAAUUCGGUUCGGCUCUACCGGCUCAGCAACAACGACCACCUCGCGCUGGACUCCAACAAGCCCGUGGCAAACAGCAAGCACAUCGAGCUCGUGCUCAAAAAACCAUUUGACCGCGAGCAUACACCGUCUCAUCAGUUCAUACUGACAGCUGUGGACGGAGGCACCCCGGCGCGCACGGGCACAGCCAAAAUCAACGUGCAUGUCCUGGAUUCCAACGACAAUGUGCCCGCGUUCGACAACUCCGUGUACAAAGUGAAACUGUUAGAGAACUCGCCCAAGGGCGCUCUGGUGAUAAAGUUAAACGCCACAGACCCGGAUGAAGGCACAAACGGGGAGGUGUUUUACUCUUUCAGCAGUUACACCCCAGAGAGGGUGAGACAAAUGUUCUCCAUGGAUACAGAUACAGGAGAGAUCAGAGUGAAGAACAACAUAGACUAUGAGGAGACUAACUCCUAUGAGAUGUACAUACAAGCUAUGGACAGGGGCACUUCUGCAGUGGCCGUCCACUGUAAAGUGGUGGUAGAGGUUUUGGAUGUGAACGACAAUAUCCCAGAGAUCGUGCUGUCAUCUCUGUCCAGCCCAGUCCGUGAGGACGCCCGGGCGGACACAGUGGUGGCCUUGAUCAGCGUUAACGACCGGGACUCCGGCCAGAACAAACAGGUGACCCUGGAGAUCCAACCUGGCCUCCCUUUUAAGAUCAAGUCCUUCCGGAACCACUACACCUUAGUCACCUCUGCCUUCCUGGACCGGGAAACCAUCUCCACCUACAACGUCACAGUAACCGCCAUUGACGGAGGGACCCCGGCCCUCUCCUCACACAUGACCAUUAAAGUUGACGUGGCGGAUGUCAAUGACAACCCUCCUCGCUUCGAACAGACGUCCUACACGGUGUACAUGACGGAGAACAACGCGCCCAGCGCCUCAAUGUGCGUGGUGAAGGCUCUGGACGCAGACGCCGGGGAGAACGCUCGCAUCACCUACACCGUCCUCAAUGACAACAACCACGGCAUCCCCGUGGCGAGCUACGUGAGCAUCAAACCCGACACGGGUGAGGCCUAUGCCCUGAGAGCCUUCGACUUUGAGAAGCUCAGAGAGUUCCACUUCCAGGUGAAAGCCCAGGAUGGUGGCGUGCCGCCCCUCAGUCGCGUGGCAACCGUCUAUGUUUACAUCAUGGACCAGAACGACCACUCCCCAAGGAUAGUCCAUCCUCCAGCCAAUGGGACGCGGACCACCGAGACGCUGAUGAAGAACGCAGAGGCGGGGGCUCUGGUGACCAAGGUGGUGGCGUGGGACGGGGACGCGGGUCAGAACGCCUGGCUGGUAUACGCCCUGGAGCAGACCACCUCCGAGCUGGACCUGUUUAAAGUCCAUGAGCACACAGGGGAGAUCCGCACCAUGCGGCGCGUCAGCGAGGACAACUCCACCUCCUUCCUGCUCACCGUGCUCGUCCGCGACCAUGGCCUCCCGCCGCUCUCCUCCACCGCCACCAUCAAUGUGCACGUCAUGGAGCUGCCGCCAAAGCUGACCCCCGACCCCAAACGUAUCAUCAGGCCUCACAGCCCACUACUGUUCUCCAACGUGACCCUCUACCUGAUUGUUGCCCUGAGCGCCACCACCUUUGUGUUCCUGGUCACCAUUGUGGUGCUGGCCAUCGUCCGCUGCCACGCCUACUGCACCCAGCCUGGCUCCUGCUCCCCCUGCUGUGUAUCCCAGAAGAGAAUCCCUGAGGGGGGCACCUCGGCCGGCGGGGGUGGAGGAUCAUUGAGUCGAGGUGGAGGGGGAGGUGGAGGAGGAGGUCAGGGUCAACCCAACAAUAAUGUUGCUCUGCGGAGAGACCUGAAGGUGGAGCCUCACUACAUCGAGGUGCGGGGGAACGGCUCCAUGACCAAAACGUACUGCUAUAAGACAUGUAUGACGGCCACAUCGGGGAGCGACACCUUCAUGUUCUAUAACACGGGCCGGCCCCACAGCGGCACCUGGGGCUCCGGGGGAUACGUUACCAGUCAGAGUGGACAGAGCCAGAUGUUUGUGCGCAGGCUCAGCAUGCCAGACGCAACCGCCAUACAG
Molecule: messenger RNA, 2568 nt
Organism: Coregonus sp. 'balchen'
Lineage: Eukaryota; Metazoa; Chordata; Actinopteri; Salmoniformes; Salmonidae
Source: the annotation of a GenBank genome assembly